Diabrotica virgifera virgifera (western corn rootworm) is the source of this 9815-nucleotide messenger RNA. RefSeq names its product FMRFamide neuropeptides (gene FMRFa). The transcript has 3 exons. The record is from RefSeq and is a predicted model, not a curated record. Bases 99 to 725 code for a protein of 208 amino acids. Gene Ontology annotation, biological process: neuropeptide signaling pathway. Lineage: Eukaryota; Metazoa; Arthropoda; Insecta; Coleoptera; Chrysomelidae.
UUAUCCUUCGUCCUGCGGCUGCUGCAGCCUGUUGAAUCACCGAGAGUUCGUUGUGUUUAGUGUCCGUGUUCUCAACUUCUUGCUUUUCUGUUUUUAUAAUGAUCUCCCAUUCAAUAUUUGUCUUCAUCUUAGUCCAGUCAUCGUUAGCCAAUCUAGAAGAUUCAUACCCAGACACUCCAGAAAACUUUAAUGUAUACUCUGAAGAGUUCCUGGAUCCUGAUGAGUCUGAUAUUGAAAAGAGGGACAAUCACUUUAUGCGGUUUGGUAGAAAUUUGGGAGACCUAAAGAACAGAGAAUUUUGGUACGACGACUAUGACGACAUUGACGUUCCCAACAAAAGAUCAGGAAAUCAGCAUAUUAGAUUUGGUAGGUCUGGCGCCAGUUCUUUUAUGAGAUACGGAAGGGAUCACCUCAAAGGGGGAAGAAACAAAGCACAUUUUAUGAGGAUAGGUCGAUCGUUUCACGAACAAGACGAAAAAACCCGCUCAAAACGCUCCGUUGGCUCCUCGUCUAACGGUCAAGAAAACCACCCGAAACGUAAAGACAUCUUCAUGAGAUUUGGCAAAAGCCCCUCUUUCAUGCGAUAUGGACGCAGAGACGAUUCCCUUCCUGACUCAUCCGCCAACUUCGAAUACCAAGCUGAAGAGAACCAUCCGCUCGCUUUGCUCCUAGCCAAGCUCCUAGCCAGGAGAGAGGGAUCCAAACCAUGCGAGGUGGACGCAUAACCGAGUCACAAGGCUGAAGACGCUCUUGCAAAAGGGGCCUAAACCUGUUCGAAAGUUUCUAAGAAUGUUUUGGCACAACUUUAAAUUUACUAAUGAUGUUACAUUUAUUGUUUAUUCUAUAUGUCACUUUUGCGUUUUGUAGAAGCUCCAAAUCUAUUCAAAAAGUCCAUGAAGCAUAAUUCAUCUUAACAAAGAAAAACAAAUUCAAAGAUAUAGCAACGAUACGUUCAGCUCAAAAUAUUUUUAUUUGUGUAUACUUUCACAUAAUUUUUUUAUAUCCCAAGCAUAAAAUACGAAAAAUACAGUAAAAUUUACAUAUCAUUGUAAAUCACUGUAGAUUAUUAGCACUGUAGCUACCAAAAGAAAGAUCCUGGGAGAUGCAUGAGGGAACGUGCAUGUUAUCCGAGAUUAUUAGUACGUUCACUCGCAAAUGUCCCAAUCAUAGAGGACAGAACUCGUUCUCUCAACAAAAGAUACGUCUUACUCAUGAUAGACAGCUCCAACAUCAGAGUUAAAGAGGCCCUGAAAACUUCUUGCACAUUUUAGGUUACAUACUCACCAGGCCUCUCAAAAAAAAGCUCCGUUCCUUCUAGCCAAUCUUCUACAUUUGGCCGGUAACGAACUUCCUGAUGAGUACUACGACGCUUAGAAGAAACUCUCCUAAACCUCGAUGCACAUUUGCGCUGGCGGUUCGGCAGAACAUGAGUUGUAGUCAGGCACUGCACACUCGAGCUGAGCCGCGGCAUACAAGCCGCUUGCAAGCCGCGUGGACCGAGAGCACGCCAGUUGCUGCUACGCCGCCACGUGAAUGCGGGUUGAAAACAAGUCAUUCGGUUUGGCAGUAUGUGCUGAGCAAUCAGUGAGUACAUGUUGACCGCUCGAUGGAUUUCAACGUAAAUACAGAGCUGUUUAUUUCUGGCGUGUAUUGACGCUAGGGAUGGGAAAAACCUACCGGUUAUAACCUAAAACCGUUUUUUUUACUCCGCAAUAAUCGGUUUUUCCGGUUGUUUUUUGUCCCGGUUAUAACCGUUUUUUUUUUUCAUUUUAAAGUAAUAACCGGUGAAAAACCGGAUAAGUGGAAAAAAUAAUGAAUUAAGAGUAGAAAUAAGAACAUUUUUCGUCGCUCGCACGCGAACUAUCAAGUUUAAGCUGACUGAAACCGAUUUGACAACACUGAUGAUUGAUAUCAAUUCGAAUAGAGAAUCGAAAAAUAAAGAGCAAUGUAAUUGUAACCUGCUGGGUAUUGGCUAUUGACUAAAAAAACGGAAAACCUGUGUUUUGUCAACAACCGCCAUCCCUAAUUGACGCCUAGAAACCACUGAAAUGUGUAUUGAAGGGAGACUUGGUUUAAAAACAAGCAGCAUACUCGCAGCGUGCACGAAACUUGAAAACAGGCAAUUGUACAACGAGCCUAAGAUAUCGCAGAUAAUACAAACUGCAAGCCAAAAAUGCUAAUUAAGAGCCAUUCCCAUAAAUUUUAUGGCUGGUAACAUCAGAGAUGCUUCCUUCUCAUGGUUGGUUGGAUUCUCUACGUCCAUUAUAAGAAACACUUCCAUCCAUCCAUCCAAUGGCACUACAGCCCAAAUCGAACCUUGGCCUCCUUCAACAAGCUUCUCCAAUCAUUUCGAUUUACCGCUGUUCUUUUCCAUGAACGCGUUCCCAGGAAGUUCCUGGCAUCCUCAUCGACUUCGUCUUCCCAUCUCUUUUUAGUUCUUUCAAGAGGUCUUUUUCCCUGCAUUCUUGCAUUUAGCAAUUUUCUGGGGAUUCUGUUCUCAUGCAUGCGGACCACGUGCCCUGCCCACCGUAAUCUCUGCAGUUUAGUGUAUUGUGCUAGAGUUGGUUCGCUAUAUGCUCGUAUAUUUCUCUAUUAUACCUAAUUCGCCAGUUGUUAUUUUCACUUAUUGGGCCCAGUAUCCUACGUAAUAUUUUUCUUUCAAACACAUCUAAUGCAUUGGCAGAUUUCUGUGUCACCACCCAUGUUUCACAGCCAUAACUUACCAUGGGCCGGAUUAUUGUUUUAUAGACCCGUAGCUUUGUUUUCCGGUGUACGUCUCGCGAUUUGAAUAUGUGGCCCAUCGCGAAAUAGGCUUUAUUUGCCAGCAGAAGCCUUCUAUUUAUUUCCGGUUCUUCUUCAUUUCUUGCGACCAGAUCCAUUCCUAGGUACGUGAAUCUAUGCACACGUUCUAUAUCGUCAAUAAAGUGUUAAUGCGCCGGUCUGGUUUGAUCUGGUUUUAUUUGUAUUUAUUGCUAGCCCUACUGCUUCUGCACUCUCUUUCAACUCAACGUAAGUUUCUUCCGCUGCAUUUAUUGUUCUGCUUAUUAUGUUUAUAUCAUCUGCGUAUGCUACUAAUUGGGUAGAUUUGUUUGUAAGUAUGUUAUUUCCGCUCACCGUCUAAUUACAUAUUUAAGAACAAGAUUAAAAAGCGUUGGAGCCAGUCCGUCGCCUUGUUCAGUCCUUGCGUUAUCGUAAACGCAUCAGUGAUCUGUCCUUGAAUACAUACCUGUGCUUCUGUUUCACUCUUAGCUUAAGAAACACUUCACUCUUGGCUUAUUAGCUACACCACCUUCAGGGUCUCCGCUUCAUUAGCAGUUUUGCUACCCCACUAUUAACGUUUGCUGGUCCCAAUUCUAGGCUUCCGUAACAGAAAAAAGGGAGCAGACUUACCUCGACGAGGAGAAAGCCUAAACAAGGUUUGCUAACGUUCAGAAUUUGAUUUGUAGAUUAUUUGGUUAUUGGUCCGAAGAAUGAUACCAAACUCAUGCAGUAUAAAGUCGAGAGAACCUGCGGCUUUAAAAGGAAUGUCACGAAUUAGGUUGAGUCUGCCGAUGGAUAAAUAGUAAUGUGACAAAGAUCACUAUUGGUUCCUACCCGAAAGCGUUAAUGUAUUAUAACACAGUGGUACUAGAUUAUGUCGACUUCUAUAAUUGCCAUUCUUAAAUUUUUAAUCGAUUUCCCAAAAAUUAAACCACAAGCUUUGUAGUUUGUGUUUGAUUUGUAAAUGUAAUAUAGACAACCUUUGGUAAAGGUAAAAUAUUAAUUUAUUAUAAAUAAUAUGGUUUGUGCUUGGACGAAUAUUUUUUAACAAAAUUAUUAUAAAUUUGGUUUUUAUAUAUUUACAAAAUCAAAUGUUACUUCAGUGACUUUUUGUAUAUUUAAGAGCAAAUCUUUGUAUGUUUAUUCUAAUAUUAUAUAGGUAAGACCUAUACUUAAGAGUUUAUAAAAGACUAUUUAAACUUAUAUUUUAAUCAUAGGACAAGUCAUUUUUUAACAAUAUACUAAACUAUCUGAUUAAUAUGGUUUUGAUAGAUUUGAAUAUAUUUGAUGUCUUCUAUGUACUAAGGACACCAAAUCCUGGGUUUUUAGUAAUUUUCCUUAUUUUGUUAGGUAGGUACUUCCUUCUGAUGGUAUGUAUAUAUUUUACCUUGCCCAUUUUAUUGGUAAGUUAAAGUCAUUAAAGUUUAGAUUUAUGGUUAACUUUAUUUUUGUGAAUUUUGUUUUAUAUUAUUAUUAUUUUAUUUUAUGUCCUUCAGUUUCGGUGGAUUCUAUGGUCAGUAAAAAUUAACUACAUAUUCCUGGUCUCUGUAACGCCUUAUUGAGAAGACCUGUGUUAAAUCGAUAUCACUUUUUGAUAAAAAUAAUUGUGGUAGCUUUUUCAGAAGAAGGAAAGUUGGUUGGUGACGGUAACCCAAAUACUCAUAAUUCAUUUUUGUACGUUUGAACAGUUUUACAUUUGUGAAUGGAAAUUAUUGUUUUCUUAAAAAUUUCUUAGAAUUAUACCUAUAUCGUGUGUUAUUUUUAUUUAUUUCCAGUUUCUAUAUAUCAUUAUGUUCUGUCUUGGCUCCUUGUUAUUUGUUUACCAAUUCAAUUCAUAUUUUUUACAUGUUUGAAUGCAAUAAACAUUGUUGUUUUUAUGUUCAGUCUCCCUUGCGUACCUAUUUAUGAUACUUAUUUGAAACGUUUUUUAGGGUCAAACUAAAUCAUCAUCAAUGGUGCUACAGCCCUAUGAAAGGGCCUCGACCUUCCCAAGUCUAUUACGCCAGUCAAUCCUAUCCAUUGCCAACCGUUGCCAGUUUGCUGCGCCUAUUUAUCUCCCAUCCCCAUCUACACCAUCCUUCCAUCUAAGUUUUGGCCUACCGCUAUUUCUACUUCCCACAGGUGACAUAAGGAUUCUUCUAGGAUGGUUGUUAUGCUGUGAUCUUGCUAGAUGUCCUGCCCAUCUUAUAUUUUUAUAAGAGAUACUACGUCUUUACCACCAAAUAUAUGUUUAUAUCUGUGGUAUACCUCGUAGUUGUACCUCCUCCUCCAAAUACCAUUUUUACAAAUGCCACCGAACAUUCCUCUCAGGAUCCUUCGUUCAAAUAUAAGCAGAAGGUUUUCAUCUGCCUUGGAGAUGGUCCAUGUCUCUGAUCCAUAUGUCAACACUGGUUGUAUAAGGGUUUUGUAUAUGGUUAUUUUUGUUUUUUAGCUUAACAGUCCAUUCUUUCACGGUUUUUGCUCUAAAUUUUAAAGAACCGCUUGGAUUGACAUGAAAUUUGGCAUACGUAUAGCUUACAUGUCAAAGAAAAAAAAGUGAUAUUGUGCCGAUGUGUGCUUUUGCCCUGGGGGUGACUUUCACCCCCUAUGGGGGCUGAAAAAAUAUAUGUCCAAAAUAAGUCCGGAAAUGGGUAAACUGACUAAUUUUAAGUAACUUUUGUUCUAUAGAGCUUUUUCGCCAAGUCAACACUUUUCGAGUUAUUUGCGAGUGAAUAUGUUCAUUUUUCAACAAAAUAAUCACAUUUUUAGACGCUUUUUCGCAAAUAACUCAAAAAGUAAGUAUUUUGUCGAAAAAAAUGUUCUUAGCAAAAAUAUAGCUUAUAAAAAAGUAAAAAAAAAAUGGUGUACGCGUUAGGUCUCUGGAUCUCGUAGAACCGGAGUUAUAACCAAUGAAAAAUAGAUUCAUAUUCACCAAAUUUCAAAUAGAAAAUUUCGACGUGCAAUAUCCAAAAUAUUAAGCACUUUUUGGGGAAAACCCAUUAUAACUUUUUUAUAGUGUUUAAAAAAGCUUUAUUUUUGAUUUUACAAAAGUUUCUAGCAUUAAAGUUAAGCAAGUUACGCUCAAAAUAAAGUUGGUCCCUUUUGUUAAAAAAAAAAAAAUCGGGAAGACCACCCUCUAAUUAGCAACUUAAAUCAAAUUAAUCGUUACCGCUUCACAAAUUAUUUUACUUAUGUUGUGUUUAUAUGAUCUGUAAGUUUCAUCGAUUCAAAGUGCUUAUUUUUGAAAAAAAUUGGUUUCAAAGUAAAAUUUUUAAAAAUUUAAAUUUUGAAAAACAAGCUUUUUUUCAAAAUAACUUAAAAAUUGUUAUUGAGAUACCGAAAAUCUCGAAAAACAAAAAAAAAGUCAGAUUUGCUUUUCUGAAUAUCAUGUAUUUUUUUGUUUUUCUGUUAGACAAAAAUUGAUUAAGAUUUGGUGUUUCUAAAUUUGCAUACAUUCGUGAUCAGUGACUCGUUCAACCCCUUUUAACUAGAGCCCUUUCAAUAAUAAGGACUUUGAACCGAUGAAACUUACAGAUCAUAUAAUAUAAACAAUAUAUACACGAGUCAAGAAACUUGUGAAGUCGUAACGAUUAAGUUCAUUUAAGAUACUAAUUAGGGCGUGAUUUUCUCGAUUUUUUUACCAAAACCAAAAGGGACUUACUUUAUUCUGAGCAUAACUUGUUUAAUUUUUUAUUAGCUAUAAAUCUGCUUGUACUAGGUGUAGAGACGUGAUAUAUACACCAUUUUUUAAAAAAAUUUACAGGCUAUAUUUUUGCUAAGAACGUUUUUUCGACAAAAUACUUACUAAUUGAGUUAUUUGCGAAAAACCGUCUAAAAGCGUGGUUAUUUUGUUGAAAAAAUGAACAUAUUCACUGCCAAAUAACUCGAAAAGUAUUGACUUAGUGAAAAAACUCUAUAGAACAAAAGUUACUUAAAAUUAGCCAGUUUAUCCAUUUCCUGACUUUCUUUGGACGAAUAUUUUUUCACCCCCAGGGCAAAAGCACAUAUCGGCACAAUAUCACUUUUUUCCUUUGACUUGUUAGCUAUGUGUAUGCCAAAUUUCGUGUCAAUCCAAGUGGUUCUUUAAAAUUUAGAGAUUUUGCAAUAUUUUACCGUUAAAAAACGGACUAUAAGUUUCGGCUUCUCAUAUGUCUACUUAGUAAAAAAUAGCAUUUGUUCGCUAGGAUUAUCCUUCGCUUGAUUUCUUCCGUCAUGACGUUCUCCUUGGUGAUCAGGGUCAAACUAAACAGUGUAGUAUAAAAAGUGUGAACCUUUUAUAAUCUGUAAUUUAAUACACCCGGUGCAAAAGGAAGACGGCACGUGGAGCAUCAGGAGAAACAACGAGGUUAAUAAAUUUAAUGAAAGGUAUUUGAGAUUUGAGAAAAGUCAAGACUAUCGUGGCUGGGGCAUUUGCAGAGAAAAGACGAUGAGAAAACAACAAAGAAGAUUUUACAAUGAUAGGAAGGCAAAAAAAGGAAGGUCCAGAACGAGAUUGUUGAAUGACGUGGAAGACGAUCUGAAAUCAUUAAAACAGAUAAUAGACCAGUAAGGAUCUGUGAAAAAACGUCUAUUUUUGGAUGUGAAAGGUGGCAUUCGGAUUUUUGCAGAUAAAGUUAGGUGACACCUUCAGUAAUAAUAAUUGACUUAUGCUCCUUCUCAAAUAUGCCCGGAACAUUAAUAAAAAAAUUAAAAUAUUUAAAAAUUUCGAAAAACGUCGAUUUUUUCUGCUUUCUUUGCUUAUAACUUUAAAACGAUUCGUUUUGGAACAAAGUCGUAGAGGAAUAAAAUAAAGAUAAUUGAAUUUUGUAUGAUAUACGACUGGUCAAAAAUGUCUAAACGUAUUAACUUUUCUGAAAUAUAGCAAUAAAUACAAUAUAACGGGGCAAAAUACGCCUGUUGUUAUUAAAUAUUUUUAACCACUUUGGUGACACUUAGAACCUUAGUAAUUCACUUAGGGAAUUCUUUGUAACAUACUUAAACCGUGUACCAAAUUUCAUUAAAAUCGACUUAAUAGAUUUUGCAUAAUAAAUUUUCAAUCUAAAUGUUUUUAAAAAAGUUCAAAUUUUUUAAAAUCUUUCUGAACAAAAAGUAAACCAUUUAGAAGUUGUCUAAUUUUUUUACAUAUAAAGAGGUGCUCUACCUAUCUAAUACACUUUACAGAAUUAAAAUCGGAUUAUUUAAGGGGCCUCAGCAAUGUUUUAAACUUAUAAACAAUUUUUGGCUUAUAAAUCAAUAGCUUUGUUUAAUAAUAAAAAAAUUAAUUUGCAGCAAUGCAAAUAAUUAAAAUCGGUAUAAUUUGACUAAAACUUUCAAAUGCUGUCAGCAGAAUUGCUACUUUAUUUUUUAAUCAAAAGUUAUUCGCGUUCAAAAAUUGCAAUUUUUCGAAUUUUUGAAAGUUCCACUGCGUUUAUCUCCAAAACUAUGCAUCCUACGAAAAAACUUGUAAGAACAUUUUUUGCUUAGAAUUACCCAAGAAAUACAAAAAAUGUUUUAUUUUGCGAAAAAUCGAUGUUAUGUAAUUCCUCAAGUUCUUUGUUUAUAACAAUCUUAUCGACAUCCAGAUCAACUGUUACCCAAAAAAAUCGUGUUAUACGGGUCAAAAAAUACAUAAAAAUAAUCUUGGGUAAGUCCAUCUAAAUAACGGAGCCCGUAGCACCCCCUCCUGGCCACAGGACUAAUUUGUUUAUAAGCCAAAAAAUUGUUUAUAACUUUAAAACAUUGCUGAGGCUGCUUAAAUAAUCCGAUUUCAAUUCUGUAAAGUGCAUUAGAUAGGUGGAGUGCUUCUUUAUAUGUAAAAAAAUUGACAAUUUUUUAUAUGUUCUAGUUUUUGUUGUGCAAGAUUUUAAAAAUUUUAAUUUUUUAAAAAAAGUUUAGAUUGCAAAAUUAUUAUUCAAAAUCUAGCAGUCAAUUUUAAUGAAAUUGGCUGUACAGUUUUAGCACAUUACAAAAAUUUUCUAAGCGAAUUAGGAAGGUUCCAAGUGUAACCUAAGUGAUGGAAAAUCAUUGAAUAAAGACAGGCUUGUUUUGCCCCCUUAUUUUAUAUUUAUUGCUAUUUUGCAGCAAGGGUGAUAAAUUAAGACAUUUUUAACCAAUCGCAUCUGAUAGAAAAUUUAAUUAUCUUUGUUUUAUUCAUAUACGAUUUUGUUGCAAAAUGAAUCGUUUUAAAGUUAUUAGCAAAAAAAGUAGAAAAAAACCUAAAUUUUUAAAUAUUUUAUUUUUUUUAUUAAUGUUCCGGGCAUAUUUGAGAAGAAGCGUAAAUCAAUUAUAAUUAACGAAGUUAUCACCUAACUUUAUCCGCAAAAAUCUGAAUGCCACCUCUCACAUCCACCUAAAAACAGAUCCUUACUGGUCUAUAAUCCAAUGGAGAAGAAGGGCAUACGCCAGAUUCGAAUGGAAGGAUAUAUCCAAACAGGCAAAGACACAACCACGGUUAUGAUACCAAAAGAAGAACGAGAACAAGAAAUAUCUGUGUAUUUAAAUGUUUGAAUUUCAUACCUUGAUUGGCAGUAACUAAUUGAUCUACUUCCAAGCUUGCGUUCGAGAGGCAUCUUGGAUGCUAUCAUGCAAUUUGUUGUAGAUGAGGAAUAUAGUAUUAAAUUUGAUAUAGUUUUUGCUUAAAGUUUUUUGAUUGUAAUAAUAUGAUGAAGAAAAUCUUCUACAAUUGGCCUUGUCUUAUGUCAUAUUUUUUUAUUUCAAUUCUUUUAUUAACUAAAAUAUUUCUGGUGUGUCUCUUAUUGUUUCCAUGCUAAUGAUCUGUAGCAGCCAGUUCAAUAACUACUGAUCCGGCAUUUGGGAUGACUGAUUCCAGAAUAUUUAUUAAAAACUGUCAUUAUUAAAAAUAAAUUACGAUUUUGUCGUUUUAUUUAAAAACAGAAAAUGAAUUGUCCUAGCAUAUUACUCAGGAUUGUGUAGAUCUUUGUGAUAUACCAUUAAAUUCUCGACUCUGUAACUUUUUGUGAUAUUUUAUGUUUGGUUUAGGUCUAAUUAUGUACAUGUCCCUUGAUACCUAGAUCCAUUCAGUUGUGGCUGGACAAUUGAUAUAUGUCAAAGUUAUUAUAUAAAUGUAAUAUUUUAUG